UGACCUGUUAGUACUAGUAUUUAUUAUUGCUAUUAUUGGACAGCAUAACAGUUGAAAAGGUAGCAUGUUUUUUAAUGAAUGAAAAAGCUGAAAUCAGCAUACUGUCCCCUUAUUUUACUUUAGCUUUUCAUUUCAAAAAGCUAUUCUUACAACUUAAUUUAACUCUCUUCUUGAAUCCUCCUCCACCUCACAAUCUCACAUCACCAAACUCCACAUGCAAACACCAACAAGCAAACAACACCUUUAAACCAAACAGUUACCAAACCCCACUUUCCAUUUUCUUAAUUAUCUAUUCCUUCCCCUUUUCCUUCAUAAAAACCAAAUAACACUUUCCAUUAUCACACACACCACAAAAUUUCAUGGCCAAUACAUCAUCAUGUACCUCAUCAACAUAUGAUAAUUCCUCCUCCUCCUCUUCUUGUUCCACCACCACCAUCACCACCGCCAAACGCCAAAAGCACCACCACCAUCACCAUCAAGAUGAUCCUCUUCUCAUACCUGGUCUCCCUGAUCACAUAGCUCAACUAUGUCUCUCUUCAAUCAAUCCUUCUCUUCUCUUCAAAGUAUGUCACUCAUGGCGUAGACUCAUCUAUUCCCCUUCUUUUCCACCUUUCUUCUCUCUCUAUGCCAUUCUCUCUCCACCCAAAUCACACCAUAAUUCUCACUCAAUCCAAUUACACAACUUUGACCCUAUAUCAAACACAUGGCACAUCCUCCCUCCACCUCCACCACAAAAACCACCACUCCACCACAUCCUCCUCCACCAUCCAUCCUUCCUCUCUCGCAAUCUCUCCGUCCAAUCAAUCUCCGUCUUCGACAACCUCAUCCUCCUCGCCGCCACCACCCAUAACCUCACCCCAGCACUCUCCCAUCCAUUAAUCUUCAAUCCAAACGAAGGCUGGUCUGUCGGACCAGCCCUCAAUACACCACGUCGCUGGUGUGCACUAGGCACAUCAGACAAAGUGGUAUAUGUUGCAAGUGGCAUCGGGUCCCACUUUUCCAUUGAAACAGCAAAAUCAAUAGAAAAGUGGGACCUGAUCAACGGUACUAAUUGGGAAAAGAAAGCCGAGAUGAAGGACGGACGGUUUAGCAGAGAAGCAGUUGACGCCGUUGGAUGGAGGGGGAAGCUUUGUAUGGUUAACGUAAAAGGCGAUGCGGCGAAAGAAGGAGUUGUGUAUGAUGUUGAAGAGGAUACAUGGAAGGAGAUGCCAGAGGGAAUGUUGUUAGGGUUUAGAGGACCGGUGGCGGCGAUGGAGGAAGAAGUGAUGUAUGUGGUGGAUGAAGCUAAAGGUAUUAUGAGUAGAUACAAUCCUGAAGAUGAUGUUUGGGAAGAAAUUUUGGUGUCUCAGAGACUCAAAGGAGCUGAACAAAUGGUUGCAAAACGAGGUAGGAUUUGUGUGGUUUCUGCCGCUGGGAUCUCUGUUGUUGAUGUUGUGGCGGAGCCGCCGAGAAUCACGGUUGUUGAGCUGCCGGAGGGGUUUGAAGCGGUGGCUGUUCAUGUCUUACCGCGGAUGCCGGUAACUGAUUUUUCUGUCCAAAAAUGAGUGAAUGAAUUACUUAUUUUUUGUGUAAGGAAAAAAUAAUUAAAUAAAAUACGAAAAAUGAAUUUGUGUAGGAAAAAAUAAUUAAAAAAUACGAAAAAUGAAGAUACUAGUAAAAAUCUAACUUUUUUUUUUGUUUAUUUUUUGUUUUUGGUAAAAGAUUAAAAAAAGAGUAAUUUUGUUGUACUUGAGUUUGAAUAGUCGUUUUUGUUUUGUUGUGGGCUAUGGGAUGAGCUGACAUUAGAUAUUUGAAAUGAAAGCUGAAAGUGAUAAUUUGUCUGUUUUAUAAGAGAUUAUUUUAUUUAUUUAUUUUUCAUAUAU
Trifolium pratense (red clover) is the source of this 1862-nucleotide messenger RNA. RefSeq names its product F-box/kelch-repeat protein SKIP25. NCBI's taxonomy places the organism in Eukaryota, Viridiplantae, Streptophyta, Magnoliopsida, Fabales, Fabaceae. Bases 360 to 1544 code for a protein of 394 amino acids. The record is from RefSeq and is a predicted model, not a curated record. The transcript has a single exon. Gene Ontology annotation, molecular function: protein binding.